Molecule: messenger RNA, 2748 nt
Organism: Archocentrus centrarchus (flier cichlid)
Lineage: Eukaryota; Metazoa; Chordata; Actinopteri; Cichliformes; Cichlidae
Gene: tepsin
Product: TEPSIN adaptor related protein complex 4 accessory protein
Exons: 13
Coding region: 46-1950 (634 amino acids)
Cellular component (GO): trans-Golgi network membrane
Source: RefSeq, a predicted model, not a curated record
CACCCCGAGGGAAGAUGAGUAACCCACAGCUGGGACUGCUAAAUCAUGGCAACAUUUAUGGAGCGAUUAGCCUUUCUUCAGAAAGUGCCCACCCUGAUGAAGGCUACGGCAGAUGAUGAAAACCCCUGUCCCGGCUACAUUUUCCAGGAGAUUGGAAAAAUCUCCCAUGAGUCUUCAGGUUGUGGUCAGUGUUUGUUGGAAUACCUCCUGGAAAGGCUGCAGGUAGAGUCCUGUCAUGUCAAACUGAAGGUGCUGAAGAUCUUUGUCCACCUCUGUGGUCAUGGGUCGAACCAUUUCCUCACAGAACUCAGAAGGAACUCCACCUUUAUCCAGCAAGCAUCCGUUUACAGUGGCCCUCCUGAUCCCAUCCAUGGCACGGCACUUUAUGAGAAAGUGAGGAGCACAGCACAGGAAGUGGCCCGCUUACUUUUCACAGAUGUCAUUACCUCCAAAAACAGUAUCUCUUCAUUUAACCUAGCCCCCCCAACAAUGGGUAUGGGAUCAGCAACAUCCCACAGGUCAGGAAUGCAGGGUUUUGGAUACAGUCCAAGAAAGCAGGGGACAGGGAGUGACUCACUUCUGGAUAAGAUCCAGAAAGCUGCUGAGGUGGUGGCCAGUGCUGUCCUUCCUCCUACUGAGCACCAGGGCAUCCGUCUCCAUGAUAACCAUUACCGGGCAGUAGUUGCGCCUUCUGUACCCAUAGAGGUGGCUGUGCCAGCGUGUGCCUAUAACCUGCCUGCUUGUAGACCGAAAGUGACUAAGUGGUGCCCGGGGCAGGUUGGAGGCGGCUGGGAAGAGACGGACAGUGGCAACAGCUCCUCUCACAACUCCUCUCAGGACAUCGCUGCCAACAGCAGGGCCUCGGUGGGCAGCAAGUCAGCUGGCACAGGGAGCCAGUCAGGGGCCAGCAGAGAGAGCAGCGCGGACCUAUCAGAUCGGGUGGAGGCCUUGCAGUUGGGGGAUUGUGGUCAGGAGAUGGCACUCAUCAAUAAACUGACUGUAGGCUCUAAAGUUUUCCUCUCCAGAGAGGAGAGUCAACACUUCAUCAAAGAGUGCUCCAUUCUUAACUGUGAGGUUGUGGUGGAGUUGCUCUCAUGCAAACUUCAGGAUCCCUCCUACACCGUUAAGAUGCGAGCGCUGUGUGCUGUCGCAUGCUUGAUGACCUCUGACCUUCUCUCUCUGGAACAAAUGUUUGGAGCCACACAGCUUAGACUUCACCAGCUGAGUGAGGGGCCUCCGGGACCUGUAGCGAACAAAGCCACCAAGAUCUUGCGACAAUUUGAGGCUUUGAUGGGCGGAUCUCAACAUGCUACCAGGCAGGAUGCAAUGAACAGCAGCCAUCAGGCAACAGUGACUCAGCUUCACACAUCUACCAACAAUUUACUGCCAAAACACUUGGAUGACAGCUUCAACCUUCAUCAGCCGGACAUCUCAUCUGCAGGUGUCACUCAACCACCAAAGCACCCAUCUCCCCUUCCUAAUCAGGAUCUGGCACAGCGCCACUCCACACAGGAGCUCGUCAAUGUCAGGAAAGAGGAGGAAUUUUCUCCCCUUCAGCAGGAGUUAGCGGAAGAUCAGGUACAACCAGUCAGGACAGCUGAGGUGAAACUGGAUGCUGAAGAUCCAGAGCUUGUUCGAGACAAAAGCACUCCUGCUUUGUGCGAACCCCACAGCAAUCCACGCCACCAGAGCAGACUGUCUCUGUUCAAUGGUAUGGAGUUGGUGACCAAAGGGAGGCUGCUGUGUGAAAGAGAACCAUCGCAUGGGGAGGUGGAGGACAAAACAGAUGAUAGCAUAAGAGAGAUUCAAACUGUGUAUAGCUCUGACCUUUCAGUGAACUCAUCUUCAGCUGUCACCAAUAAAACCAGUGAGGAUGCUUCCUCAGUUUGCAGUUCCUCUGCAUCUAAUUGCAGCCAGUCAGUAUCAGCAUUCUCCUUUCUCAACUUUUGAUUGCAACCGACUGUUUAGAGCUGGAGCUGUUGUACUUUAAACCAAUGAUGUCAUUAUGUGUUUAUCUUUUUGGAAGCCUAUUUAAUGUUCCAAACCAAGAUCUGAUCGGUUCCGUUGUAAAUAGAUGGCAGAUUCUAAAUCAGUUUUCUUUUCCUAUCCGUGUGCCUCUUCAGAAGCUGUUUUUAAGCAGCAAAUUGGGCCAAGAGAGAGAUUUGGGGCUCAUAACUGUAGCCCUUUUUAAACUGCAGAUCAUGGCAGUCCAUUGAUGGCGUGUCUCAUCAAAGACUGGUCUUUGAUGGCUGCAGUGAAUUUUAAAAGUAUUUAAUGACUAAAGUUGUCUUGAAUAAGAGGUCUUACAAAGUCACAAAACAAUAACUGCAGAAAUUGUGAAAAUGAGAUAUUUUAACAUUUACUUUAUAAAACCAAAUUGUUAAAGGGGACUUAUUACACUGUUUUUCACCUCCAUAUUUUGAAUCCUAGACUCUAGUGUAGCUUUGCGUGACAUUUCAGUUCAGAUUAUACUUAUUUAUUAAACAGGCCUUGGUGCAGCUCAUCCUCAUCGUCACAAACAAGCUGGUUUUCAUUCCUGCGUGCUUGCAGCCAGGGCCGUGUGCCUGAGAUGAUCUUAUUGGGGAUAUCUGCUCUCACUGAUGUCAUACAGAGACAAGAGUAGAAAAAAAGUGUUUAGAGCAGUCUGAAGCCCAUCAAAUACUGACCUCAUUAUUUGAAACUUCCACCAUUGCAUUAUUAACACUUAGAUUUUUUAUAUUUUUGUGUGUGUGUGUGUGUGUAUGUGUG